AAGUGUUCCACAUGAGGGGAGGGCAUGAUUAAAAAUUCUCCAAAUUAGAGAAAGGAAUCUUGGAAACCGGAAAGUACGUGCAAGGCAUGUAAUUGGCUAAUACUCAAUUAUUAAGGCUGCUUAGUUCAGCUCGCCCAAAGCAAUUACUCAAUCUCACCAAAUCUUUUCUGUCUCUCGCUGGGUCCGAAACCAGAAGCAAAGAAGGAAAAAGAAAAAAAAAAUUAAAAUAAAGGAAAGUGCUGAAGAAAAAAAAUGUCUUCACCAAGCAAACGUCGAGAGAUGGACUUGAUGAAAUUGAUGAUGAGUGAUUAUAAGGUGGAGAUGAUCAAUGAUAGCAUGCAAGAUUUCUAUGUACAUUUCAAUGGACCCAAUGAUAGUCCUUAUCAUGGAGGUAUAUGGAGGAUAAGAGUGGAGUUGCCGGAUGCUUAUCCAUAUAAAUCUCCAUCAAUAGGCUUUGUUAAUAAGAUUUACCAUCCAAAUGUUGAUGAGAUGUCAGGGUCAGUUUGUUUGGACGUUAUUAAUCAGAAUUGGAGCCCCAUGUUUGACCUGGUAAAUGUGUUUGAAGUAUUCCUUCCACAGUUGCUUCUCUAUCCCAAUCCUUCAGACCCAUUGAAUGGAGAGGCUGCAGCACUGAUGAUGCGUGACCGAGGUGCUUAUGAACAAAGAGUGAAAGGUUUAUCUUGAUUUUAUAUCAGAAGGGAAGACGUAAAAUAUGACAUCCAAAUCCUUAAACUCCCAUUAAUGUAGCUUUAACUAGGAUUUCAUUGUGGAUAUUGAGUGUCAUUAGUUGUAACGUAGGUGGGUUUGUGGUGAACAAUAGAAAGUAUUCUUAGUGUUGCUGAAUGAGUGGGUCAUGUUGAAAGCUACUACGGACUGAUCUGCUCUGCUGUAAAAAGGAAAAUGCUAGCAUGAUCUCUAGAUGAUACAAUUAGUCUUUUAAGUGUCUUGACUAGUUUCUCGUAUCACAUGUAGACGAUUGCCAAUUCUGUUAAGCAUUAACCUGCCAGACCCAGGCAUUAUGAUAGGUUUUUGAACCUGUAGUUGGAAAAAUGGAAAAUUCUGUUGUCCUGAACAUAACCAAAAAUCUUGCUUCAUUUUUUUUUUUCUUCUUCAAUGGUUUGCCAUGAAUCAUUGUUUGUGAUGAACUUAUAUGCCUCAAUUACUAGGAAGAGAUUCCAAUAUUCCCUUUAGGCAGUUUUUAUUAGCACUACAGUUGAUGUAUGAGCUUUGAAUAUUUUUGGGCAAAAGUAUUACUCUUUCUAACACCAG
Molecule: messenger RNA, 1269 nt
Organism: Durio zibethinus
Lineage: Eukaryota; Viridiplantae; Streptophyta; Magnoliopsida; Malvales; Malvaceae
Source: RefSeq, a predicted model, not a curated record